This is a messenger RNA of Orycteropus afer afer, 6864 nucleotides long. RefSeq names its product zinc finger protein 407 (gene ZNF407). Gene Ontology annotation, cellular component: nucleus. The record is from RefSeq and is a predicted model, not a curated record. Gene Ontology annotation, biological process: regulation of gene expression. NCBI's taxonomy places the organism in Eukaryota, Metazoa, Chordata, Mammalia, Tubulidentata, Orycteropodidae. Gene Ontology annotation, molecular function: zinc ion binding; nucleic acid binding.
AUGUCGAGCAUUUUCCUUAAGUUUAAGCACCUGCCGAGUGAAGGUGCCCUGGUCGGGGUACAGACGCGGGAAGGUUAUGAGGCACCCUGGCGCAGGAACACCGUCAGCAGUUGGUUAAUGAUGGAUUCUGAGAAGAACCCGGAGAAUGCUGAGGAUGGAAACGGAAAGACGGAAACACGAGACUUGACGAGCGUGUCGUCCGCUGGUGUGGAGCAUCUUGAGGCUCAUGUGAGGGUGGGGUCCUCUCUGCAGGAAGCGAGCACAGACCUCGAGAGGAAGGAAAAGCCUUCUGCAAGCAAAAGAGGUGUUUCAGAGUCCUCAGACCCGGAUGGUGUUGGCCUGGAGGAAGACAGACGUCAGCAUGCUGCCAAGCGGAUGAAAUUAGAUGAGGUGGAGCCCCAGAAGUGUGGCGAGCAGGGCACUGACACAGCCCUGGCGGGGGGGACCCCACGAGAGAAAGCUGCUCAGGAGGCCUUCCCCAAUGCCUGCGAAGUCAGCACUGUCCGGGAUGGUGCUCUGAAAACUGACACUGGAAAGAAGUCAGCUCAAGAAGUGGUUCCCCUUGACCCCGAAAGAGAUGCCCCUCUCCCCCUGCAGGAGGUUAGUGUGAGCUGCACCGUGGGAAAUGUAGAUGCCAUUCUGAAAUGCAGCACUUGUGGCCACUUGUUUUCUUCUCACUCUGACUUGGACAAGCACACCGAGUGCCAUGUGCAGCUGUCCGAGGGACACACCUGCUGCCACUGUGGCCACAAAGCCGAGAGCAGUGCGGCAUUGCAUCUUCACAUCAGACAAACCCACGGGACACAGAAAGUCUUUGCCUGCGACCUCUGUGGUUUUCAGUGCAGUGAGGAAAACCUGUUGAAUGCACAUUAUCUGGGCAAAACACAUCUCCGGCGUCAGAAUCUCGCUGCUCGUGGAGGAUUUGUGCAGAUGUUGACGAAACCGUCUUUUCCUAAAAAAACAUGUCUGACAGGAACAAAAAGUGUUCACGUGAAACCAAGAGCUUCUAAACCAAUAGCUAAGAAUACUGAUUCAAAAGGAUUACGAAAUGCUGGAAGUAAAUUGAAAGAUUUCAGGGAAAGCAGUUCCCCACAAAGUGGCAGUGAGCUUCUUGUUGAAAUGACCUCAUCCAGAACUUCUUCUUCAGAACAGAGAGUGACAGUUGAGGAAAAUGCUUCCUCCCUCGGUGCGGCUCAGGAUCCUGAAAACCAGGGUAAAACGCUGGGAGCUUUAGUGACCUCAGAGAGUCUCUCAGAGAAAUCGGAACCUCACAGAGGUAUCGUCCAGGCCACACAUGGUAUCAACAUGAGACCCAGACCUGAGUGGAGUAUUCUGAUGUCAGGGAAUAGCCUUCGACGGCGAGGCAGCACUUUGACCUUAAAAGGCCAGGCCAAGAGAAGGUUUAAUCUUUUAGGAAUGAAUAAAAGAGGCACACAUGAAGCUCAGAGGCUGUACAUGAAACACUUCAGGACACAGAUGAAGACAGGUGAUGCCCAGUCAGCGGCCAAGGCUGUGGAGAUGAGCAACAGUGUUAAGAGCGUGGGUGUGACCACUUUAGACGCUCAGGAGCUGAAGCAGGACAAGCGGAGUGCCCGUCUUCCCGGCCCUGGGCAGCUGGGCACACUGACAGCAAAGCCCGCUCCGGGUCUUCAAGCUCUGUGGACUUGUACAGACUGUGGUGACAUAACUGCAACCAGAAGUGAUUGGGAAGCCCACGUGGGGAGAUGCCACACAAGAGUGAUGCAAUUGCGCUGCCAGACAUGCAGCUUUUCAGCCACAUCGAGGGCGGACUUUGAUGAGCAUUUACGCAAUAACCAGCAUCAGCAGUUGGCCUCUGUCUUCACCUGUCACUGUUGUUCAUUCGUUUCCUCAACUGACGUGAAUCUUCAGGACCACAUGAGGGAGAAGCACAGCGUGGGCUUCCCUUGUGCUCCAUGUAAUCUGGUUUCCUUAUCUGAGACAGAUAUGGAAGCGCACAGAGCAACUGAAGCGCAUCUUAGUUUGUCGGGUCAGCCAAAGACUUCUCCAUCGUUGAGCAGGGAGUUGGUUUUACAGACUCUACCUUUCAGUACUUUAGAACCAGAAGGCACACCUAUGAAUGAGUCAGGAAAGGCCCUUGAGGUAGAACCUGAGUCUGGGGUGAGCCACGGGAGUGAAGGAAGGCAUCCGACUUUGAGUAAGCCCCAGUUUCAGUGUAAGAAGUGUUUUUAUAAAACAAGAUCUUCCACUGUUCUGACAAGACAUAUAAAGCUUCGACAUGGCCAAGACUAUCACUUUCUUUGUAAAGCAUGUAAUCUUUAUUCAUUGAGCAAAGAAGGAAUGGAAAAGCACAUUAAAAGAAGCAAGCAUCUUGAAAAUGCUAAGAAAAAUAAUAUUGGCUUAAGCUUUGAAGAAUGCAUUGAAAGGGUGUGUAUUGGUGCAAACGAUAAGAAAGAUGAGUUUAGCAUUUCUGGAAAUGGAAGGAGUGAAGGCCAGGUAGAGGGUGUGCAAUUGCAGGAGCAUUCCGGUCUUGAGAAGAAUGCACUGAUGACUAGGGAACUGUCACAGUCUGGUAUAGUCACCAAAGAUCAUGAGCUGGCUUUGACCAGUGCCCCAAAGAGAGGGAGACCUAAAGGUAACAUCUCAAGGACUUGUUCACAUUGUGGUCUUUUGGCCUCUAGUAUUACAAACUUGACUGUCCACAUAAGACGAAAACACAGUCACCAGUACAGUUACUUAUGUAAAGUGUGUAAAUACUAUACUGUAACUAAGGGGGACAUGGAGCGCCAUUGUGCCACCAAGAAACACAAAGGACGUGUACAAGUUGAAGCCAGUGGAAAACAAAAUUCCGAUGUCAUUGUCGGCCCACAAGGGGGUAAUCUUGAAUCUUGCAGAAAGACCACUGGCUCAGCAGUGACCCUUUCAGAUGAACAUGCUGCCAUAUCUGCUGAGCCACAUGCCUCUGUUUCAGAAAAGCCAGUAGCAGAUCGCAGAGACCCCAGUGAAGUUGCACUUGGAAAUGUAGUUCUUUCCAUAGGUGAGGACGUGAACAGUCAUCCUGCUGACAAAAAAGAGCAAAUCUGUCUUGAACCAGAGGGCCUUAUCCAAGAUGGGAUCACAUGUUCUCAGAGAGAUGCAUCAGGAACAAGUGACAAUAAAUGUAUGCACUGUGAGUUUCAUGCUCACUCCUCUGCUUCUCUGGAACUGCACAUCAAACGGAAACAUACAAAAGAGUUUGAGUUUUAUUGCAUGGCAUGUGAUUACUACGCAGUUACUCGUCGGGAGAUGACGAGGCACGCAGCCACAGAGAAGCACAAAAUUAAAAGGCAGUCUUAUCUUAACUCCUCUACUGAUGUAGAAGCAAGUUCUUCAGAAAUGUCCAAAAAUAUUAUUAUAACUGAAGAGGAACAUCAACCAAGUUCUGAAGAUUUUCAGAUAAUUUUUGACCAAUCAUCAGAUACUCUUAAGUCUAGAAAUGCCACUGAUUGUUCUAUUUUAGAUGUGAACACUAAUUUAGAUAUGUCUAAAGGACUUUGUGCUCCCGAUUCUGUGGAAAUUGAGGCUGAAGAAGCAUCUAAUUUUAGCGAAGGUCAUCCCUUCUGUGAGACUUUGCAACAGCCCCUUGUCAAAGAUAAAGUUAUGAAACCCGAGGAGGUGGUGUCCCUAAGUGUUCCCUCUGAUUGUGGCUCCCCAAACAAACUUCACAGUGAAAACUCCGGAAGCUCAGUGCUGAACUGUGAAAUAGCAAAGGGAGACCAUGGUGUGCUGAGUGAUGUCUGUGGUCCCAGUACACAUUGUGAGAGUGGCGGGGGAGAUGCAGGCAGUGGUGGAGGUGUAGCCAGGAACCCACCCCCGGAUCCUGAUGCUCUGGCUGGACACCACCUCAUGGAAAGCACCGUUCCUGUUGUUAUGAGCAUCACCGGAGAGCAGCUGACCCUGGACCACGGCAACCAAAGCCAGGUUGGUGGUGCGCCUCCUUCGGAUGACGUGAAAGGACUUCCAGAAGACCCCGUUCUGGGGAAUAAGGAAAUGCUGACGAAUUCCCAGCAGGAAGCAAAAAUUAUUUUGGAAGAGGAUGGGCCAGCUUCCGACAGUACGGUUGAAGGUAGUGACGUUUAUGAAACUAUAAUCAGUAUUGACGACAAAGGACAGGCCGUGUACAGUUUUGGCCGGUUUGAUUCUUCCAUCAUCAGGAUCAGGACCCCUGAGGAUGGUGAACUGAUAGAGCCAUCGGAGGCGGGUCUGGUGACUGCUGGAGUGAGAGUCAGUGAGUUGCCCUUAAAAGACCCUACUCCGGGUGGGAAAAAGAAGAAACUGGAAGGCACUUGCUUUGGAGAGUCCACUCGGAUUCGGUGUGAUGACUGUGGUUUCUUAGCAGAUGGGCUGAGCGGGCUGAACGUGCAUAUUGCCAUGAAGCACCCCACCAAGGAGAAGCACUUCCACUGUUUGCUGUGCGGGAAGUCCUUUUACACCGAGAGCAACCUGCACCAGCACCUGGCCAGCGCCGGCCACCUGAGGAACGAGCAGGCCAGCGUGGAGGAGCUCCCCGAGGGGGGGGCCACCUUCAAAUGCGUCAAGUGCACGGAGCCCUUCGACUCGGAGCAGCACUUGUUUCUCCACAUCAAAGGGCAGCACGAGGAGCUGCUGCGGGAGGUGAAUAAGUACAUAGUGGAGGACACGGAGCAGAUCAACCGGGAGAGAGAGGAGAACCGGGGGAGCGCGUGCAGCUACUGCGGGAAGACGUGUCGCAGCAGCAACUCGAUGGCAUUCCUCGCACACAUCCGCACUCACACAGGAUCAAAACCAUUCAAGUGCAAGAUAUGCCAUUUUGCAACAGCUCAGCUUGGAGAUGCCAGGAACCACGUCAAGAGGCACCUGGGAAUGAGGGAGUACAAGUGUCACGUCUGUGGGGUGGCUUUUGUAAUGAAGAAGCACUUAAAUACGCAUCUCCUGGGCAAACACGGAGUCGGCACCCCAAAAGAAAGGAAAUUCACAUGCCACCUUUGCGACCGAAGUUUCACGGAGAAGUGGGCCCUCAACAACCACAUGAAGCUGCACACUGGCGAGAAGCCGUUCAAGUGCACCUGGCCCACCUGCCACUACUCCUUCCUCACCGCCUCGGCCAUGAAAGACCACUACCGGACCCACACAGGCGAGAAGUCGUUCCUGUGUGAUCUCUGUGGCUUUGCUGGCGGGACCCGGCACGCUCUCACCAAACACCGACGGCAGCACACAGGAGAAAAGCCUUUCAAGUGCGAGGAGUGUAACUUUGCCUCCACCACGCAGUCUCACCUGACACGGCAUAAGCGUGUGCACACCGGAGAAAAGCCCUACAGGUGUCCCUGGUGCGACUACAGGUCCAACUGUGCCGAAAAUAUCCGCAAGCACAUACUACACACUGGCAAACACGAGGGGGUCAAGAUGUACAACUGUCCCAAGUGUGACUACGGGACCAACGUCCCCGCGGAGUUCCGGAACCACCUGAAAGAGCAGCAUCCUGACAUCGAGAACCCGGACCUGGCGUACCUCCAUGCAGGCAUCGUCUCCAAGUCCUACGAGUGCCGACUGAAGGGGCAGGGCGCGGCCUUCGUGGAGACGGACAGCCCCUUCACUGCGGCCGCCCUGGCGGACGAGGCCCCCGUCAAGGACAAGCCGCUCCGCAGCAGCCGGCGGCCGGGGCUGGCCGCCGAGCGUCUCCAGCAGGUCAUCAUCAUCCAGGACUAUGACGGGGAGCUCGCCAUCGACGCCUCGGUGGAGGAGACUGCCGCCGCCACCCUGCAGACCCUGGCAAUGGCCGGCCAGGUGGCACGGGUGCUGCACAUCAGUGAGGACGGACAGGUCAUCGCCACCAGCCAGAGCGGGGCGCACGUGGGCAGCCUGGUGCCUGGCCAGUUCCUCCCGGAGCAGCUGGCAGAGGGCGCGGCACAGGUGGUGGUGCUCGGGGGCCCAGUGGAAGGCAGCGGCGCGGACGAGUCUCUGGGCGCCAGCGGCGCCGUCCUGCAGCAGGUGGCCAAACAGGAAAUCGUGAGUCUUGCCGAGGCCGGCCUGGCGCCCCCAGACUCCGCCUCCGCCCUCGACGCGCUGCUCUGUGCGGUCUCCGAGCUAGGAGAGGCGGAGGGUUGCACCGACCGUGAGGAGCGGAGCAGGUGCGGUCCCAGGGACGUGCUGAUCCAGGUGCCUGGCCCAGAGGCACCUCCCGCCCCCCUGGGCCCCGAGGCACCCGAGCUCCCACUGUUCCCUGAGGUCCAGGGCUGCUCGGCCGAGCUGGAGCCCGUGGAGGCGCUGACCCAGGUGGUCCGGGCCUCCGCCCUCCUGUCCUCCCAGGAGCGAGCUCAGGUGGCCUUCAAGAAGGUGGUUCAGGGCGUGCUGCAGUUCACUGUCUGUGACUCAGCCGCUGCCGACCAGCUCAUCCCUGAGGGCAUCACCCAGGUCAUUGUCAACGAAGAAGGCACCGUGCACAUGGUGGCCCGGGAGGGCUCACAGGUCAUCAUGCAGGAGGCGGAGCCACGCGGCCUGCGAGUGCCGGGCGAGCACAUGGACUUGGUCGAGUCGGACGGGGAGAUCUCGCAGAUCAUCGUGACGGAGGAGCUGGUGCAGGCCAUGGUCCAGGAGUCGACCAGCGCCUUCCCCGAGGGGGCCACGCACUACAUCGUGACCGAGCUGCCCCCUGGGGCACAGGACGAGGCGGGCGUGUACUCCCACACCGUGAUUGAGACGGCCGGCUCCCCGCAGCUCCUGCAGGCCGGGGCUGCUCUGAGCGCAGACGCCGUGGCCCCACAGGGAGCAGGACAGCUGGCCAGCAUGGUCAUUUACGCGCAGGGAGGCUCGCCGGCAGCCGCAGUCAUCCAGAGCCAAAGAGAAAGUUCCGAGCUGCAGGAAGCAUAG